AUGAUGAAUGAAGAAGAGCUUCACGAACCAAUGCCUUGCGUCAUUAAAGAGUCUUUGCUGCAGAUAGGCAUUCGUGAAGGCUUAACAGAUCUCGAGCGAGAAAGGCUCGAUGAUUCUCAGAAGCCGGGAAAUGAAGGAAAAUCUACAAUGUCAUUAUCACCACCAGAUAUUAAAGUACUCCGAUUAUGUUUUAUGUAUAUCCGUAGAAUUGACAACCUCCAAUGCUACACAGGACUUAAAGAAUUGUAUCUUGCAAAUAAUUGUAUUACAAAAAUAGAAAAUUUAGCUGUUCUUACAUCACUUACUAAACUUGACUUGUCAUUUAAUCAGAUUAACGACGUUGAUGAUGAAGGUCAUCCAUUUAAUCCGUUUGAAGGCCUUACACCUUUAGUUAAUCUUGAAGAGCUUUCCAUAUUCAAGAACAAGAUCACUAGACUUGACGAAUUCCCAGAGUUGCCGAAGCUUAGAUUCCUUUCUCUCGGCAGAAAUAAUAUCUCCGAACUUAGUGAAGUACAGAACCUUUACAAAAUCAAAUCUCUCAGAAUCCUUACCCUUGUUGGCAACCCAAUUGCAUCUAAGGAUAUCUGUAAGUUAACGGUUCUUGCUUACCUCCAAAACCUUCACUUUUUGGACUAUGUACGUGUCACUAAGAACGAUAUCCAAGAUGCUCGUGAACGUCUUUCAGAUCAGCUCAAUACAUUGCAACAAGCUGAAGAUACAGAUAAACAGUACAAAGAUCGCGCUCGCGCCGAAGAAGCACAGAAGAAGACACUCAGCGAUGCAUUCCUUAUCAAAAUUUCCGAUCUUAAUACCUCUCUUUUCAAGGGAGAUAACGAUUAUCAAAAAUUAAAUACAAUUCGCGAGCUUGGUGAGCCAACAGCCCUAUUUACAGACGACAUUACCAAAGCAACAAAUGGAUUUGUUGCCGAUAUCAUCGCCCAAGCUCACUCCCUUAAGAUGGAAGAAGAAUUAUUUAAUUCCGCAUACAAGAAAGUCACAGAAGAGAACCAAUUACAGAUGAUCCAAGUUGUUAAGCGUCUCGACCGCAAGCGCCGCGCCUUCCUGAUCGAAGCAAGUAAGGCCGAGACCAUGAAUGAAGAAGAAGCCCAAUUAGAAGAAGACGAAUCACAGAAAAUCAUGGACGAAAUUACAAAAACAGAAGAUGAGCUGCUUACAAGCGAGUUCGCUCUUGUCGACAUGGUAGCGGAAAUGAUUAGAGCUUAUGAACUCGAACUUGAUGAAAGAAUUAACGUAAUUACAGAAAAAAUUGCACUUUUCUUCGGUACUUUGAGGAACUUGAACAGCGAAUACAACGAGAAAGUGAAUGAUAUAUGCAUGAAGUUAUGGGAGAGAUUCAAUCAGGGUGAAGCAGUCGAAGUUUCGGACGAAGUCAGAUCAAUUCUUGUAGAUAAGGAUGCAAUGACAUCCACUAUACAGGCUUCUAAUGAGCAUAGAAAUACAAAGAUCUACAAGAGAGAAGAAGGUAUAGGUAACGCUUACAAACAAAGAAUUGAUCAGAUGAUUUCGACAGCAAAGCAGAAUGACUUAGAAAGAAAUAGGAAGAGAGUAGCUGAAAUUACAAAGUAUAUCCAAAAUACAAUUGAAGCAAUCAAAUCUGCUGAUGGAGAUGAUUAUGAUCAAGAAUAA
Trichomonas vaginalis G3 is the source of this 1647-nucleotide messenger RNA. RefSeq lists its product as uncharacterized. The transcript has a single exon. The coding region runs from base 1 to 1647 and encodes 548 amino acids. The record is from RefSeq and is a predicted model, not a curated record. NCBI's taxonomy places the organism in Eukaryota, Parabasalia, Trichomonadida, Trichomonadidae. Gene Ontology annotation, molecular function: protein binding.